Messenger RNA from Pochonia chlamydosporia 170, 1926 nucleotides. RefSeq names its product beta-calactosidase. The transcript has a single exon. The record is from RefSeq and is a predicted model, not a curated record. Gene Ontology annotation, biological process: carbohydrate metabolic process. Gene Ontology annotation, molecular function: beta-galactosidase activity. NCBI's taxonomy places the organism in Eukaryota, Fungi, Ascomycota, Sordariomycetes, Hypocreales, Clavicipitaceae. Gene Ontology annotation, cellular component: vacuole. Bases 1 to 1926 code for a protein of 641 amino acids.
AUGCUUCUGAAGGCCACCGCAAUUCUCAGAUGGGCAGCUGCAUUGCUCUCGCUAUCGGAGCCAUUUGCAGCUGCUCAUCGUAGCAACUUCACCUAUGACCGUCACAACUUUCUCCUUGAUGGCGCCCCGAUCAAGCUCAUCGGGGGUCAGAUGGACCCCCAGCGUAUCCCGCCUCAGUACUGGACGCAACGACUUCAGAUGGCAAAGGCAAUGGGACUGAACACCAUCUUCUCGUACAUCUUUUGGAAUAACAUUGAGCCCACUCAAGGCGAAUGGAACUUUGAGGGCCGCAAUGACAUUGCUCGAUUCAUGCGGCUUGCCCAACAAGAGGGUUUGUAUGUUGUGCUUCGACCUGGGCCAUAUAUUUGCGGCGAGCGCGAAUGGGGUGGAUUUCCGGCUUGGUUGAGCCAGAUCCCGGGCAUGGCUGUUCGACAGAACAAUAAGCCCUUCCUUGAUGCAUCCCAGAAGUAUCUGGAACAGCUCGGCAAGCAUUUGGUACGGACGCACAUCUCCAAGGGCGGCCCGAUCCUCAUGACACAGCUGGAGAACGAGUAUGGUAGCUUCGGCAACGACAAGGUUUAUCUGCAGGCAUUUGCAGACAUGCUGAAGGCCAAUUUCGAUGGAUUUCUGUACACCAACGAUGGUGGUGGUAAGAGUUACCUCGACGGCGGCACCUUGCAUGGCAUUCUUGCCCAGACAGACGGCGACCCCAGAACCGGCUUUGCGGCCCGAGAUAAAUAUGUAACUGAUCCUACGAUGCUUGGACCUCAGCUGGACGGGGAAUACUAUGUUACAUGGAUUGACGACUGGUCGAGCAACUCGGCUCAUCAGUACACUUCGGGAGAUGCCACCAAAACGAAGAAAGUUCUCGACGAUCUUGACUGGAUUCUCGCUGGCAAUAACUCUUUCAGCAUUUACAUGUUCCACGGAGGCACGAACUGGGGUUUUGAAAACGGCGGUAUCUGGGCCAGCAAUCGACUCAAUGCUGUCACCUCUAGCUACGACUAUGGCGCUCCCCUGGAUGAGAGUGGCCGACCGACAGAGUUAUACCGCCAGAUUCGAGACACCAUCUCCAAGCAUGUCCCUGCUGGCUCCAUCCCAGCUAUCCCUAGUCUGCCCAAUCUGACCACCAUCAAUGACUUCAAGUUGCAGCCUGCGGUGGCUCUAUUCGACACUCGAGACAACAAGCCCACCGUUCAGUCUACUCAUCCUGUAACCAUGGAGAAGUUAGGCCAGGCAUACGGCUUUGUGCUUUACGAGCAUAAGGUUGCCAAUGCCGUUAAAGGCUCCAUCGCUCCUGGUGACGGGCCUCGAGAUCGUGUCCUUGUCUAUGUCAAUGGCGUCAAGGCUGGUGUCAUCGACAAGACGUAUGCAAAGCCCGCGACUGUUAACGUCGACCUCAAGAAGGGUGAUGUGCUGCAACUCUUUGUUGAGAACUUGGGCCGUAUUGACUUCAACCAGCAGCUCAAAGAGCAGCAAAAGGGUAUUGUUGGCAACGUCACUGUUGGAGGAAAGACUGUGCUUGAGGGAUGGUCUGCCUAUUCCCUGCCAUUGACCAAGUUGCCCUCCGCCAUCACAGACAAGAACACCAAGGCGCCUGAAAUCAAGGAUGGACGAACUCCCGUCUUCUACAAGGGGACCUUCAGCCUGCCCAAGGGAACUAACAACGAUCUCAGCGGAGAUACGUUCCUCUCUCUACCCAAUGGCAUCAAGGGCACUGUUUGGGUAAAUGGUAACCACCUGGGUCGUUACUGGGUCGUCGGGCCUCAGCAGAGUCUCUAUAUUCCUGGGGCCUAUCUUCAUGGCGGCAAUCGGCCAAAUGACGUGGUUGUUCUUGAGCUUGAGCCCAAGGCUAAUACGGAAAUGAUUGGUCGUGGGUUGGCUACGAGGGAAUGGGCGAACCAUCCUGACCCUAAUGUUGUUUGA